Molecule: messenger RNA, 736 nt
Organism: Megalopta genalis
Lineage: Eukaryota; Metazoa; Arthropoda; Insecta; Hymenoptera; Halictidae
Source: RefSeq, a predicted model, not a curated record
CUCAUUACUGUACUAUAACGGAUUGAAAAAAUGCACGAUAACCUAUACUUGUCAAAUGAAUUCUAUUAUUAAUAAAUAAUAUAGAAGUGGUGAAAUUGGUGAUUAAAUUAGUACAGAAUAAUGGAUUCAAAUAUAAAAUUAUGUCAAGGGAAAGAUAUUUUCGAAAGGAUGAAUUAUCUUUAUCAGGCAAGUUACCUAAUGGCAUUAAAAAAUAGAGUAGCAGCUUCAUGUUAUGGUAACAUGAUGGUAGGGUGUGCAAAAAAAUCUGUAUUACGAAUAGAAUCUGAUAUUAAGAAAACAAUUUGUAAAUGCUGCCAGUCUCCACUUAUACCUGGUGAAACAGCCAAAGUACGGUUGAUGUCAAAGCCUGUAAAAGGAGUGAAGUGGACAUGUCUAAUUUGUUUAAGUGUGAAAAAGUAUCCCACAAAGAAGGGUCAUAAAUUAUGGACAGAACAGGAUAAUUCGGUAGUUCAAGUUUUUAAUUAUGCUCCAAAAUGAAAAGCAAAUGUUAAGAUAAAGGCGAGCUCUUCGGUAAAAGGUAAAUGUGUUCAUCUUGAAGAAAACUAAAUGAAUACACAGAAUUGGAUAUUUAUUUCCACAUGAUGUUAGAUGUGAUGUAUGUUGAUGUAUGAAUACUUUUUUCAAUGAUUUACAUAAAAUAUGGUACAAUAAAUUUAUAAUCAAUAAACAUAUGGACUGGAAUAUUCAUAACCACCUAAUAAAGUUGUGAUACUGA